Balaenoptera musculus (blue whale) is the source of this 1510-nucleotide messenger RNA. RefSeq names its product CD3d molecule (gene CD3D). The transcript has 5 exons. The record is from RefSeq and is a predicted model, not a curated record. Gene Ontology annotation, cellular component: alpha-beta T cell receptor complex; external side of plasma membrane; membrane. Gene Ontology annotation, molecular function: transmembrane signaling receptor activity. Lineage: Eukaryota; Metazoa; Chordata; Mammalia; Artiodactyla; Balaenopteridae. Gene Ontology annotation, biological process: positive thymic T cell selection; cell surface receptor signaling pathway. The coding region runs from base 62 to 577 and encodes 171 amino acids.
UUUCACCUUGGCUGAUAGUUCUGUGACUUGGGUCUGUCUACUGGAUGAAUUCUGCUGGAAGAUGGAACACAGGAGUUUUCUGUCUGGCCUGAUACUGGCUGCCCUUCUCUCCCAAGUGAGCCCCUUAAAUGUCACUGUGGAGGAACUUGAGGACAGAGUAUUUUUGAGAUGCAGUACCAGUAUCACGUGGCUAGAAGGAACAGUAGGACAACUGGCCUUAGGCAAUAAAACUAUGGACUUGGGAAAACGCAACCUGGACCCACGAGGAGUGUAUGUGUGCAAUGGGACAGAUGGAAAAACCAGCAAAACAUCUACUCUGCAAGUAUACUAUCGAAUGUGCCAGAACUGUGUGGAGCUGGACUCAGCCACCCUGGCAGGCAUCGUCAUCACCGACAUCAUUGCCACUGUGCUCCUUGCUUUGGGAGUCUACUGCUUUGCUGGACACGAGACUGGAAGGCUCUCCAGGGCUGCUGACACUCAAGCUUUGUUGGGGAAUGACCAGCUCUAUCAGCCCCUUCGAGAUCGGAAUGAUGCUCAGUACAGUCGUCUUGGUGAGAACUGGGCUCGGAACAAGUGAACCUGAGGCUGGUGGCUUCUAGGCUCAUUGGUUAUCGACUGGACCUUCUCUCCUUGCUCAGCCAAGAAAGCUGUCCUCCUUCACUCAGCAGGCGCCUGGACUUGUGAAGUCUCCGGGACAAGGCAUGGGAGUGGCCCUGACUUGACUGGGCCCUUGCUCUCCCUGCCCAUCUGUGUCCUUCCUUCAUCAGUUCCCUCCUCUGCCCCACAUGGACCAUGUGAUGGACAGUCUCCCACCACAUCUUGACCCACUGGUGUUUCUGUCCUGGUGGGCUCCCUGGGUGCAGGAUCGGCCCCACCACACUCUCUUGGCUCCAGUCCCCUAUUAUAACCCUUCUACGGCUUUGACUUCCUCACCACAGUGGAGGGCGGGCUGCUGUGUUUAGGGACACAGCCACUCAGAAGUUUCCAUGACAUCAUGAGCGGAGGUGGCAGAGACAUCAAAGGUCCUGAGGAUCACUUCUUAUCAAGGCUCCGAGAGUGUGUAUGACAAAGUCCCAUUUCUGCUAAGGGGCUGGCCUUGGCUUUAUGACCCCUGUGGAGUGGUAGCCACUACCUACAAGGAGGUCUCAGCCAAGGCCCCUUCAGUACCCUUUUCCCCUGUAUAGAAGGUACCAUUCUAUUUUCUUUCUGCAGAACCUGUCCCUGCCCCACCCCUGCCUUCUGCAUAGUAAACUGACAUCAGAAACUCUUCAUCAAUUAAAACAUACUAUCCUUCUCCACCCACUUGGAAAGCUGGAGUCUGAGACUGGGUGGGGAAUUAGGUUAUUUUCAAUAGAUGUCAUCUUUAGCCAUUGGGUUAGUGGUGGUUCUGAAACUUUGGGAUUUAUUUAAAAAAUACACACUUGGGUCCCACUUGGGGACACUCUUGUGUCCCCAGGUGAUUCUGAAGCAGCCUCAAUUCAGAGAAUCUCUGGUUUAGAGGAAUAAUUGA